AUGGCUUCAAACGCAGAGGUAAAGGCUGAAGAGGAGAUAGCUGUUGAGCUGAAAAAGGAAGAGCCUGCUGCAGUUGCGCCUGUAAUUGAGGAAGUUGGUGUUGUAGAAGAACAGCCCGCAGUUGAACCUGAGGUCAUCCCUGUGCAAGAAACACCUGUCCAGGUAGCUCCAGAGCCUGAGCCCAAACCCGUACCUGAAGAAGUCGUACCAUCUGCACCUGUGGAAGAGGCCGUUCCUGUGCCAGAGCCAGUGCCUGAGCAAGUACCCAACUCGUCACCAGAACCAGUGGCUACACCAGUAGAAGAGCCAGUGCCUGAACCAGUGAAUAAGCCUGUCCCAGAACCAGUGCCUGAACUAGUCCCAGAGGUGCCUAUCCAUGAAACAACAUCUGAACCCACCCCAGAACCAGUUUCUGUACCAAGCCCCGAAGCAGCGCCUGUGCCCGUCCCUGAGACCUCACCAGCAGCUGAAUCCCUUCCAGAAGUCCUAGAGAAUACUGAUGUUGCGGCUGCUUUAGUGACGGAUGAGGUCGAGACCUCUGCAGUCCUGCCCGGUAAUAAGAGGACCACCAAGUUUGAGAAGAGAAUGACCACGGAGGAGAUGGAAGAGGAGCAGAGGAUAGAGUUCACAAAUGACUUUACAGCUCUUUAAACAACACCAGGCAGUAUGCCUGUGUCAGGCCACUGAGAUGCGGAGUAAGCAGACGUCGAAGCAUGCGCUCCCUAUAAUGAACCAUGAGGACCUUUGAGUGACUUCUCCGUUUGACUGUCUCUGAAAUGUGUAGUAAUGGAAACUUACCAUUGUGCUUUUAGUCUUUUCCCCCCUUUGUUUUCUGCCUGUGAAUAACUUCUUAAAGCAAAACGCCAAAGAACAUAAGAUUAUAUAUAUAUAUAUUUACACUUAGGUACAGCUAGAUACAACUAUGGCCCAUAGACUAUGACAUGUCUAUUAAAACCGUAAUGAUGUAUUUAAUCAAACACUGAGCUCGAUUUAAUGAUACAUUUACAUUAAGUUCAUUUAGUCUACGAUUUGGAAACUCUUUUGUAAAGAAAGGGAGGGGUAAUGGUGAACCAGUGAAUCUGUUUUCUUAAAUGUGAUUUUUUUUUUAUUUUAUAUAUGACAUGAAAUAAUCUUGUGCCUUUGUUGAGCAUCAUGUGUUCUUUAGUCAGCCAAUCAGCAUUCAGUCUCAUAGUCUGCCUGUCCUGCUCUUCUGAAAUACCAUCGCGCCCGCUUGAGGACACGCACAGCUAUGACCAUCACAGGCUAAUGGGAAAGUGCUUGCACUGCAGAGUCACAUGUUUAUGAUGAAAUUUAGAAACCAUGUGCAUUUUGUUGUUGUUGUUUUUGGAUGCUAUGUUAAAAUAAAAUAGGUGAAUCUCAUCAAACAUUUUAUGAGUGACAUUUCAUGCCAGAAUCGGAAGAGAAUGUGAAGUUAUAAUUUGCAUAAAGAAAAAUAAAGCCUAUUUUUAAGAACCAUUAUGAUUUUUUUUUUUUGCAUUCUGAAAAAGUCAUAAAUAUUGUGGUAAACGUAAUUAUUGGCGAUGCAACAAAUGCUACCAUGUGUGAAUGCAUGCUUUAUUUUAAAGAGAAUAUCAUUUUGAUUUUGCAGGUGACUGAUAGGGUUUCGUGAGAUUCACCCUCAUGGCUUUUGUAAUAUCAAUAAAGAGCCAAAUUUGA
Messenger RNA from Sinocyclocheilus grahami, 1677 nucleotides. Its product is annotated as E3 ubiquitin-protein ligase RNF12-B-like. The transcript is spliced from 6 exons. Lineage: Eukaryota; Metazoa; Chordata; Actinopteri; Cypriniformes; Cyprinidae. The coding region runs from base 1 to 651 and encodes 216 amino acids. The record is from RefSeq and is a predicted model, not a curated record.